ACUACCCUUUGUUAUUUCCGGAUACAAACUACGUUUGAUAUUUGUAAUUUUACAGAUUUUAUCACCGUUUUUUUAAAGAAAGCCUAAAGAUGUCGGAGAGAAAAGUUUUAAACAAAUACUAUCCAUCGGAUUUUGAUCCGAAUAAUAUCCCUAAGAUGAGGAGAGAGAAAAAUAGACCUUUCAACAUACGUUUAAUGGCACCAUGUAACAUGAGGUGUGAUACAUGUGGUGUGUACAUUUACAAAGGAAAAAAAUUUAAUUCCAGAAAAGAGGAUGUAGAAGAUGAGACCUUCCUUGGUCUGAGAAUAUUCAGGUUUUACAUCAAAUGUCCAAGUUGUGUAUCAGAAAUUGCUUUUAAGACAGAUUUAAAAAACACAGACUAUGUGCUAGAAGCUGGGGCUACAAGGUUAUUUGAGGCUGAGAAAUUGGCUAAACAAAUGGCGGAGAAAGAACAACUAGAAAAAGAACAGGAGGAAUUAAAUAAUCCAAUGAAAUUAUUAGAAAACCGAACAAAAGCCAGUAGAAAUGAGAUAGAAACAAUUGAUGCCUUGGAAGAAAUAAGAGAUAUGAAUUCUAGGAAGGCUGCUGUAGAUCAUGCCAAGGUCAUAGAGAUGCAUUUGGAGUACGAGAAACAACUACAGAAGUUACAAGACGAGGAGGAGGAAAAGGAAAUUAGAUCUAUAUUUGGUGAGAAGGAUGGUCUGGCUGUGAAGAGAUUACAGGAGGAUUCUGACAGUGAUGAUGACAAACCUAAAACUAAAAAACUAGCAACAGAAAAACCAACAGAUAUUCUAUCACAGAGUUCAUCAGUUAUACAGCAAAAGACCGAGAAGAAACCAGAAUCCUGGGAAAAAAGUGUGGGGGGAUUUAAUAGCAAGAAAUCAUUAAAAGGACUUGUUGUUAGAAAGAAAGCUUCAACAACUGUAACCUCUAAACCAAGUGACAAUCAGCCUGAAAGUAAUAGUGAACUCAAAAAUAGUCAAGAGACAGAAAAGAAAGUAGCUUUACCUACUUGGCAGAAAAUAAGUCAGACUCAAUCAAAUGGAGAAUCUAUUGCAGUGAAUGGUACAAGUCCAGCACUAAAAACUAGUGAUGUUAGUGCUUCAUCUUCAAUAAAUGCAGUGAAAAACAAUGAUGUUAGUGCCAGACCCUCAGGACUUGGACUCUUAGGAAAUUAUUCAGAUUCUGAUAGCAGUAAUGAAUCAAAUUGAUUAAAUAUUUUUUUUGCCUUGCCAGUUCAUACAAUACAUAUUUUCAAAUAAUAAAAAGAAAUGUCAUAGUUAAU
Molecule: messenger RNA, 1285 nt
Organism: Mytilus trossulus (common blue mussel)
Lineage: Eukaryota; Metazoa; Mollusca; Bivalvia; Mytilida; Mytilidae
Product: splicing factor YJU2-like
Exons: 7
Coding region: 90-1211 (373 amino acids)
Biological process (GO): mRNA splicing, via spliceosome
Cellular component (GO): U2-type catalytic step 1 spliceosome
Source: RefSeq, a predicted model, not a curated record